CAGUGAUGCUGGGCUUGAUGGGGGGAGGACUCCUGUGCGCCGCCUCCGGCCUGGUCCUCCUCAUUGUUGCCACAGCCACGGACUUUUGGAUGCAGUACCGGUACUCGGGUACCCUCAGCAACCAGGGCCUUUGGCGGUUCUGCGUGGGCAGCAAGUGCCACCCGCACACCAUCACCCUUGCCUUCUGGGACACGACCCGGGCCUUCAUGAUCCUCUCUGUCAUCUCUUCCUUCGCGGGGAUCAUCUUGGGACUCACCGCUUACUCUAGUAGCGCCGGUUCCACCCGGACGCGCUCCGCGGGCAUCACGCUCUUGAUGGCAGGUCUCUUUGCUGUGCUGGGUGUUUCUGUCUACACCGGGGUGACAGUGAAUUUCUAUGCAAAGCGCUACGCAGAAUGGCGUUUCUCUUGGUCCUACAUUCUGGGCUGGAUCGCGGUCAUCCUGACCAUCUCUUCAGGUGUGUUCCACAUUUGUGCCGUGCCCAGAAACUCAUCCCCUGAUGGCUCCAGUGUGGUGAGCGGAUGACUCCCUACUGUUCUCUUGGCACACUGGUCCAACUCUGUCCUGUCCUGGUUCUUGGUUAUCUUGGGAUUCCUGGUGGCCUCCACUGCUACAUCCUUCACCCACCCUCUACGGCUUCUUUGGGGAUUCACUAGACGACAAGCACCACCACCACCACCAGAUUUUUGCUGAUGGGACA
Messenger RNA from Sceloporus undulatus (fence lizard), 699 nucleotides. Its product is annotated as lens fiber membrane intrinsic protein-like. Gene Ontology annotation, cellular component: plasma membrane. The transcript is spliced from 4 exons. The coding region runs from base 6 to 524 and encodes 172 amino acids. Gene Ontology annotation, molecular function: structural constituent of eye lens. The record is from RefSeq and is a predicted model, not a curated record. NCBI's taxonomy places the organism in Eukaryota, Metazoa, Chordata, Lepidosauria, Squamata, Phrynosomatidae.